CGUGCUUGUGCUUCAUUUUGGAUUUUUCUUUUACACGCGGCAUACGAUAAAGAAGGUUAAGUUGCUGCUGGCCGCUAAGAGUUUCAGUGGUUUUUAAUUGAAUUAAAAUUUUAACUAAAUGAUCAGAGUGUGACGCGAUGUUUGUGCUCUACGAAACGCCGGCGGGCUACGCGAUUUUCAAGCUGCUGGAUGAGAAAAAGCUGGAGCAGGUGGACAAUCUGUACCUCGAGUUUGAGACUCCGGAAAAGGCCAACAAACUGCUGAAACUAAAGCACUUUGAGAAAUUCAACGAUACCACGGAGGCGCUGGCCGCUGCAACGGCGGCGGUAGAGGGCAAGGUAGCCAAACCUCUAAAAAAGACCCUUAAAAAGAUACUCGUCGACGACGUGCAGUCCUCGCUUUUGGUCGCAGAUGCCAAACUAGGCACCGCCAUCAAGGACAAGCUGUCGGUGCAGUGCGUCUACAAUACAGGUGUUCAGGAGCUGAUGCGUUGCAUCCGUCAGCAAGCGGACAGUCUGCUCGGCGGGCUGCCCAAGCGGGAGAUGACCGCCAUGGCUCUUGGUCUUGCCCACUCCUUGUCGCGUUACAAGCUUAAGUUCUCACCGGAUAAGAUCGACACCAUGAUUGUGCAGGCCCAGUGUUUGUUGGAUGACUUGGACAAGGAACUGAACAACUAUAUGAUGCGCGCCCGCGAGUGGUACGGCUGGCACUUCCCCGAGCUCGGCAAGAUCAUCACCGACAAUAUUGCCUUCGUUAAGACUAUUAAGUUGGUGGGCACUAGGGACAACAUGGCGGCUAGCGAUCUGUCUGAUAUUCUACCUGAAGAUGUGGAGGAGAAGGUGAAGGAGGCGGCCGAGAUCUCAAUGGGCACCGAAAUCUCCGAGGAGGAUGUGCUAAACAUUCAAUGUUUGUGCGACGAGAUCAUAUCCAUCAACGAUUACCGCAUUCACUUGUACGAUUACUUGAAGGCCAGAAUGAUGGCAAUGGCACCAAAUUUGACUGUACUUGUGGGCGAUACUGUGGGCGCUCGGCUAAUCGCUCAUGCCGGUUCGCUGAUUAAUCUAGCCAAGCAUCCGUCGUCCACCGUGCAAAUUCUGGGCGCCGAAAAGGCCCUUUUCCGAGCGCUAAAGACCAAGAAGGAUACGCCAAAGUAUGGUUUGAUCUACCACGCCCAGUUGGUGGGCCAGGCCAGCCAGAAGAACAAGGGCAAAAUGUCGCGUUCUUUGGCCGCCAAGGCAUCGCUGGCCACGCGAGUGGAUGCCUUCGGGGAGGAGGCCACAUUUGAGCUGGGUGCGGCACACAAAGUGAAGCUGGAGUCGCGACUGCGACUGCUGGAAGAGGGAAACCUGCGCAAACUAUCGGGCACUGGAAAGGCCAAGGCUAAGUUCGAGAAAUACCAGGCCAAGAGCGAGGUGUUCACUUAUCAACCGGAGGCCGACAACACCUUAAAUGUAAAGAAACGCAAGCACUCUGAGUCCGAGCAGACGCCUGUUAAGAAAGAAAUCCAGGAUGAGGUCAAGGAGGAGACGGUUGAGGAGGAUUCGGAAGUCAAAUCCGAAAAGAAGAAGAAAAAGAAGAAGAAGCAAAAGGACGAAGAAGCGGUUGAGCCUGAGGCCGACGAAGAGCCGACGCCAGCCAAGAAAAAGAAAAAGUCCAAGCACCAGGAGUAAUUCCCCACCUUGACUAGUUUUAGGUCUUAAGAAUUAGCAUCCUAGGUAACCUUACUGUAAAGUAUAGGAUUUUACAACUAUUAACAAGAGUAAAGUUUUUGUUGUACAUUAGAAAUAAAAAAAAAUAUUUGAAAAAAA
Molecule: messenger RNA, 1808 nt
Organism: Drosophila rhopaloa
Lineage: Eukaryota; Metazoa; Arthropoda; Insecta; Diptera; Drosophilidae
Gene: nop5
Product: nucleolar protein 58
Exons: 2
Coding region: 138-1670 (510 amino acids)
Cellular component (GO): box C/D methylation guide snoRNP complex; small-subunit processome
Molecular function (GO): snoRNA binding
Source: RefSeq, a predicted model, not a curated record